Molecule: messenger RNA, 531 nt
Organism: Dentiscutata erythropus
Lineage: Eukaryota; Fungi; Glomeromycota; Glomeromycetes; Diversisporales; Gigasporaceae
Source: the annotation of a GenBank genome assembly
AUGAAAUCUGAUUGGAUCGACGAAUAUUUAAAUGGAAACUUAACAACCAAAAGAACUUCUAUACAAGAAGAAAAACGAGUCUAUAAUCAUAAGAAAAAAGAGUAUAGAAAACAAGUCUUCAAUUAUAUUGAAGAAGAAGAAAAAAACACAGAAAACCUAAAUGAUAAAGAAAUAACAACAUACUUAGUAUACUCAUUAGUAGUGGCAGACAGACUAAAAGUCAAAACAAGUUUAGAAACUAUUUCAAGAAAAUCAUUCAACGUUAAAAAUUGGUUAAAACAUACUCAGUCAGCAAUAACAGAAUUUGAACCACCAAAAAACUUAAAAAGGCUAACAUCCUUAAUAUCAGAAUAUGAUGAAUCAAUUGAAAAAUAUAGAGAUUGGAGAAAUCAAUUAGAAAAUGUGUUCAAAGCAUUAAGAUUAGAAGACUUAAUUAUAUUUGGAAGAUAUUCCAGAACACCUAAAAAAGGAUACACAUUAAGAGGAAGAAACUAUGAUUCAACAGGAGCAAAUGCACAUAAAUAUAGAUAA